Messenger RNA from Knipowitschia caucasica, 1179 nucleotides. Lineage: Eukaryota; Metazoa; Chordata; Actinopteri; Gobiiformes; Gobiidae. The record is from the annotation of a GenBank genome assembly.
AUGGAUCACUGCUGCUUCCUGUGCAGACAGAGCUUCCUGCAGACAGAGCUUCCUGUACAGACAGAGCUUCCUGCAGACAGAGCUUCCUGCAGACAGAGCUUCCUGCAGACAGAGCUUCCUGCAGACAGAGCUUCCUGCAGACAGAGCUUCCUGUACGGACAGAGCUUCCUGUACAGACAGAGCUUCCUGCAGACAGAGCUUCCUGUACAGACAGAGCUUCCUGUACAGACAGAGCUUCCUGCAGACAGAGCUUCCUGUACAGACAGAGCUUCCUGCAGACAGAGCUUACAGAGCUUCCUGUACAGACAGAGCUUCCUGCAGACAGAGCUUCCUGUGCAGACAGAGCUUCCUGCAGACAGAGCUUCCUGUGCAGACAGAGCUUCCUGCAGACAGAGCUUCCUGUACAGACAGAGCUUCCUUCAGACAGAGCUUCCUGCAGACAGAGCUUCCUGUACAGACAGAGCUUCAUGUACAGACAGAGCUUCCUGUACAGACAGAGCUUCCUGUACAGACAGAGCUUCCUGCAGACAGAGCUUCCUGUACAGACAGAGCUUCCUGUACAGACAGAGCUUCCUGUACAGACAGAGCUUCCUGCAGACAGAGCUUCCUGCAGACAGAGCUUCCUCCAGACAGAGCUUCCUGUACAGACAGAGCUUCCUGUACAGACAGAGCUUCCUGCAGACAGAGCUUCCUGCAGACAGAGCUUCCUCCAGACAGAGCUUCCUGUACAGACAGAGCUUCCUGCAGACAGAGCUUCCUGCAGACAGAGCUUCCUGUACAGACAGAGCUUCCUGUACAGACAGAGCUUCCUGUACAGACAGAGCUUCCUGUACAGACAGAGCUUCCUGCAGACAGAGCUUCCUGUACAGACAGAGCUUCCUGUACAGACAGAGCUUCCUGUACAGACAGAGCUUCCUGUACAGACAGAGCUUCCUGCAGACAGAGCUUCCUGCAGACAGAGCUUCCUGUACAGACAGAGCUUCCUGCAGACAGAGCUUCCUGCAGACAGAGCUUCCUGUACAGACAGAGCUUCCUGCAGACAGAGCUUCCUGCAGACAGAGCUUCCUGUACAGACAGAGCUUCCUGCAGACAGAGCUUCCUGCAGACAGAGCUCAGGGAAACUUGUUUCUGCGACAGAGGAGGUGGUUCCAACAGGUGCUGGAGGAUCCUGGUGUUUGA